UCUGAAAGUGGAAUAUGUUUCAGAAAACAGUUUUGCUGUUUCUGAAGUUACAUUGUUUUGUUUUGUCUUUUGUGAAGGUUUGCAUAUGUGUAUUUUUACUUCAUGUUCAGAUAUUCACGAUUCUUUGAUGUAUAGACAGGAAAUUCAGUCUUUAAGUCUGAUAGUCUCUGAGCCAUGAAAACAAUUAAUUUUAAUGUGUAUAACUGUGGAAACUGGCAUGAUGAUAACUUUAUCCAGCUACUCUUUUACUCACUAGCACUUAAUGUUGCUGUUUCAUGCUUUAAGCCCAUCAGUACAGUUUGUCAUUUUCAGUAAAAUUAAACAAGAACACCUCUUUCCCUCUUGCACACACUUAUUCAGACGCGCUAACACAAACACCCAGUGUGAGCAACAUUUGAACUUGAGCAAACAAUGAAGAGCAACACCCAAUCAUGCAAAUGUGGCGUUAGUCAGAAACUACUCAGAAAUGCAGUUUGUGCUGGCUGGGCCAAAGCAAGGGAGUCAUCUUCUCAGCCUCCCUCGCUCCUCCCCCUGUCCAAUGAGUUACACACUAUUUGAGCCUUCUGGAGAGUAAGGAAAGUCAGACAUUAUAGAGACAGAGGGACAAGGCACUGAUACCCUCAGAGACUCCCAGUCCUAACCACUGCAGAUGCCCAGAGAGCUUAAGUCAGAUUUUCAUCAUUUUCACUAACUCAUUUCUUUUCAUUAUUCUGUGCAUUGCCUAUGGCGGGAUAGAUGGCUCCUUUACUGCAUUGUGACUGCUGAUGUUGGUGUCUGCGGAAGAGUUCGCUCCGUGCUUAUUGUUUUGUCUGGUAGUGUUUUUGUUAAACUUUCAGGAGCUUAUUACUGUGUAACUUGUCUGUUACUGUGUCUUCUACUGGAAUACCAUCUCUCCUUCUUUGGACUGUCUUCGACCGCCUUCACCAAUGCUGACUGAACCGUGUGGAGCCAUGUCAAUGGGGUCAGACGUUCGGGAUCUGACCCUCUUAUCUCCAGCGCCUCCUGUGCCAUCCAUACCGGCAGCUGGCGGUGGCUGUGGGAUGUCUGUUGGUGGUGGCCAGUGGACUCAACUGCUCGACCUCCAUCCUGGCUCUCCCUACAGCUCCCUGCCCUCCCACCACUCCCUUAUCAAACAGGAACCGGGCUGGGGCACCACAGACCCAAUAGAGGACCCUCACUGUGGACUCGGGGCCUUCACGGUGCACUUUGCAGGCCAGUUUACAGGCUCGGGCCCCUGUAGAGUUGGGGCCUUUGGAGAGCCGACAGCUCAGCCAAGAGUGUUCACAAAUGGAUCCUGUCUGCCCGGCUGUAUGGACAGUCCUCCUGCGCCCAGAAGUCAGGGUUACGGAGCAAUGGGUUUAGACAGCAACCCCAGUUAUGGGCACACUCCGUCUCACCACACCCCUCAGCUCUCCAGCCUGUCCUUCAAACAUGAGGACACACUGUCACCACCAAACAACAUAGUUGAUCAGCAGUACCCUGCUCCUCCUCCCAUGUUUGGUUGCCACAAUCCUUCAGAGUCCUGUCCAAGCAGUCAAGCUCUGUUGCUGAGAAACUACAACAGUGAUAACUUGUACCAAAUGGCAUCUCAGCUGGAUUGCGUAACAUGGAACCAAAUGAACACCCUGGCAAAUUCCGUGAAGAGUGGCCAUGCAACCAGCUACGAAAGCGACCCCACAGCCCCGCCUCCACCCGUACUCGUCAGUGCUCAGUACCACAUACACACACACAGUGUCUUCAGAGGUCUCCAGGAUGUUCGACGGGUUACUGGUAUCGCUCCGCCAGUUGUGAGGUCAUCAGACGCCAAUGAAAAGCGACCAUUUGUAUGUGCUUAUCCUGGCUGUAGCAAGAAAUACUUCAAACUGUCACAGCUGCAGAUGCACGGCCGCAAACACACAGGAGAGAAGCCUCACCAGUGUGAUUUCACAGACUGUGGCCGCAGAUUCUCUCGCUCAGACCAGUUAAAGAGGCACCAGCGCAGACACACAGGAGUGAAGCCCUUUCAGUGCGAGACAUGUCAGAGAAAGUUUUCACGGUCAGAUCACCUUAAGACACACACUCGGACUCAUACAGGUAAAACAAGUGAGAAGCCUUUUACCUGCCGCUGGUCCAGCUGUCAGAAGAAGUUUGCCCGCUCUGAUGAGCUGAUGCGCCACCACAGCAUGCACCAGAGGAACCUGACCAAGCUGCAGCCUGCCAUCUGAGCAGCGAGGGGAGGAGAAGGAGGACAACAAAGAGGAAGGUGACAAUAUGUUGUGCCAGCUAGAAGGGAAAGAUGCUGGAGCCUGGUCAGCGUUCGUGGUGCCUUGCCAAACUCGCUGAAGUGGUGAGAACAGCUGACGCCUCCCUCAGCCAGCUGAUGCUGAGAGACUCCGAUGAUCUUUGUGAUCUUCAAGAUACUCCUCAACAAGCACUCGCUCUCGUUGUCUGACGUUAAAACACAGACUGAGAGGGUAUAAUACCGCAGUAAUUCUGAGCCAAGAAGAAGAUUUUUUUUUUAUGAGAUCAGGAAAAUGUUGGUACACUAUUUUGGAUAUUUUAGUACACUUGCACUGGCUUCUUUCUUUUAUUAAAAUUGUGUCACUUUGAAAAUGUGCUGGACAACAUAAACUGGAUUUAGGAAAUGGACAAUGUGUCUUUUUUUUUUUUGUCCAUUAAGUCAAACAGAGACUCUUAAUACUCUUACAGCAUACAUCAUACUCACCAAGAUGCUUUGUAUAUAUGUGGUGUGUUUGCUUUUCUUUGUAGACAUUCAUUUUGUAUUUUCUGUUUUUAUACAUUUAUAAAAUGUUGACCCACAUCACA
Molecule: messenger RNA, 2805 nt
Organism: Scatophagus argus
Lineage: Eukaryota; Metazoa; Chordata; Actinopteri; Scatophagidae
Gene: wt1b
Product: WT1 transcription factor b
Exons: 9
Coding region: 927-2204 (425 amino acids)
Biological process (GO): regulation of transcription by RNA polymerase II
Cellular component (GO): nucleus
Molecular function (GO): DNA-binding transcription factor activity, RNA polymerase II-specific; RNA polymerase II cis-regulatory region sequence-specific DNA binding
Source: RefSeq, a predicted model, not a curated record